Molecule: messenger RNA, 1183 nt
Organism: Chelonia mydas (Green sea turtle)
Lineage: Eukaryota; Metazoa; Chordata; Testudines; Cheloniidae
Gene: UTS2B
Product: urotensin 2B
Exons: 5
Coding region: 205-567 (120 amino acids)
Biological process (GO): regulation of blood pressure; blood vessel diameter maintenance
Cellular component (GO): extracellular region
Molecular function (GO): hormone activity
Source: RefSeq, a predicted model, not a curated record
GGGUUGAUCUGUCCAUUAUCCAAGGAGUGAAUCAUAUUGACAGGUUGAAUUAUAUUUCAGAAGAUUUUUUUUCUCCCCCUCCUCCAAAGACCAUUUGUAAUCCUUGCACAUUCACUGGCUUUUAAAAGUGAGCUCCUCUGGAGCCGGGUUGCACUGAAGUCCUCCAUCGAGCGUGAAGGAAGAGUUCUUUUGGGUGGCGGGAACAUGGAGAAAAUCUGUUCUGUCCAGCUCUGCCUUGGGGUCCUAACUGUUUUCUCCAUAAUGCUGUCGAUACCGUCUGCACAUGGAAAACCUCUUGCACUACAAGAAAGCCCAGGGUUUCCGGAGAGAGGAGACACCAACCACCAAGAUGCGCUGAUGACUCUGCUGCUUAACCAAAAGCUCGGCUGGAGGCAACCAGCGGACAGCAGCUUGGAGCUGGCAAAGAAAUUUGAAGAACUUGAACAGCUGGAGAAGUUAAAGGAGGAGCUUUUGGCUGGGGAAGGCUCUGAGGAGGCCUACGCCGAGGCGGGCCUGCUGCCAUCACACCCUGACAAACGCGCCUGCUUUUGGAAAUACUGCGUGUGAAGCCCCGCUGGGACUGGAAGAGAGAGAGCAGGCCGGCCCUGAAUUGCCUCGCUGUGGUGUCACUGUGUUAACGUAUCUUCUGUACCUUCAUCGUGCUGCUCCCUUGGGUGCUUUUCCCAGCGAGGAGCUAGGCAGGGCCCCAGUCAGGAUUGACAGGAAUUCAGACAAGACCGGGAAGUUCCCACGUUUCACCCCUUCUUCCCUCAUACUCCUCUCCCGUUCCAUUUUUAUAGCAUCUGCCUACCCUGUCUCCUUUCAGCAUAUCACCGAUUUGCUCUUAUCCCUCCACUUUUCCUCCACUCCUCUUUUCUCCAGGUCCUCCUAGUGCCUCACCCUCCCGUAGCCCCCCUGAGCGUGAGAGGGGAAUGCCCUUUGCAGCUGCUAUUCACUGUGGUGUCAUUGGUCCCAUUCCCCUUCUAAACCUGGGCCCAGGACAACCGCACCACCCAUCUCCUGUGGCGGUGGCAGGCCUGGAGCUGGGAGGGGAGGUGUUUGCCAUUUAACUGACAAGGCGAAUAAUAGCGGGCUGAGUGCAUUGUACGGAUUUGGUUGGCUUGUUGCCACAGCUUUGUAGUGUUGUCUCUAUUUGUGUCCUGUCGGCGUGCAGUGUGUGUAU